CGCCAGUUUAACCCGCCAGCGCAAAACCUCUCACCGUCGUCAACCUCAACCACCCCCCCAAACAACCGUCAAAAUGGAGAACGAGAAGGGAGAGAUCGUCGAUCUCUACGUCCCCCGCAAGUGCAGCGCCACCAACCGCAUCAUCAAGGCCAACGACCACGCCUCCGUCCAGAUCUCCAUCGCCAAGGUUGACGAGAACGGCCGCUACACCGGUGAGAACCACACCUACGCUCUGUGCGGUUUCAUCCGUGCCCGUGGUGAGAGCGAUGACUCCCUGAACCGCCUUGCCCAGCGUGACGGCUACGUCCGCAACGUCUGGACCGCUGCCCGUCAGCGCUAAGCUCUCUUUCCUCCUUUGUUUGAGAGAGUGACGUGCGGUGUUGGGAUGAAUUUGGAAGUGGGUGGUUAUUGAUGAUGGAUGAAGAUAUUUAACUAUAUCUCCAACAACAAAAAGGGAAUCCUUUUCACAAUGAAAUGAAAAAACUUUUCUUAACUUUUUCCAUCAACAAUUCAAUUUCUAUCCUGCUUUCCAUUUUUAUUCCCUUCUUAUCAUAUCUCGGGUUGGAGCAGCCUUCAUCUCUCUUCUUGGGGUGCCCUUUCCUUUUCCUUUCUCGUCUGGUACGGAGUACUGUUGUAGCAAGCACACACACACACACACACACACACACUAGAUAUCAUAUCUUAUCAUCGGCACAUCAAGGCUUCCUCACUCCCCCCCAAAUAAACCCCCGAGAAGAG
This is a messenger RNA of Aspergillus eucalypticola CBS 122712, 738 nucleotides long. RefSeq names its product 40S ribosomal protein eS21 (gene rps21). Gene Ontology annotation, biological process: translation; endonucleolytic cleavage to generate mature 3'-end of SSU-rRNA from (SSU-rRNA, 5.8S rRNA, LSU-rRNA); endonucleolytic cleavage in ITS1 to separate SSU-rRNA from 5.8S rRNA and LSU-rRNA from tricistronic rRNA transcript (SSU-rRNA, 5.8S rRNA, LSU-rRNA). Gene Ontology annotation, molecular function: structural constituent of ribosome. The coding region runs from base 74 to 340 and encodes 88 amino acids. Lineage: Eukaryota; Fungi; Ascomycota; Eurotiomycetes; Eurotiales; Aspergillaceae. Gene Ontology annotation, cellular component: ribosome; cytosolic small ribosomal subunit. The record is from RefSeq and is a predicted model, not a curated record. The transcript has 3 exons.